CUCAUAACCAAAUUUAAACCCAAAUAUACAAAUCCAUAAAACCCCACCGCCCCCACUUCUUCUACUUCCUUCGCGAAAAACCCUAGUCCUCAAUUUAGGGUUUCUGAUUUUGCCCCUUUUCUACUUACUCUUCCUAAUUCGUGUUAGUUUAGGUAGAUUUGGGUUCUAUUUAGCUUAGCCCUAAUCAAUUUUUGCAGUAAUUUUUGUUUACUUGCUUUGAGGUAAAUUUAAGCUAUGGAUUUCCGAAAGAGGACGAGAAACGAUGUUGGUGCUAACGUUAAUGGUGGUGCUAAGAAAUAUAAACCAGAAAUGGACUCCUUAUCAAGUGGUGUAGGAAGCAAAUCAAAGCCAUGCACGAAGUUUUUCAGCACUGCUGGCUGCCCCUUCGGCGAGAGCUGCCAUUUCCUUCAUUACGUCCCUGGUGGCUAUAAUGCGGUGGCCCAGAUGAUGAAAUUGGCACCUGCUCCAUCAAUGAGAAAUGCUACAGCACCCCCAAUUCAUGGAAAUGCCCCUGCUGUGAAAACCAAACUUUGCAACAGAUUCAACUCGGCGGAGGGAUGCAAAUUUGGAGACAAAUGCAAUUUUGCUCAUGGGGAGUGGGAAAUCGGAAAGCCCAUCGUGCCUUCACAGGAGGAUCCACGUGCAAUGGGGUUUGGAUCUAUGCCAGGUCGUUUUGGUGGGCGGACGGAGCCUCCUGUUUCAGGUCCUGCUGCUAGCUUUGGCACAACAGCCACUGCGAAGAUCAGUGUAGACGCUUCCCUUGCUGGACCCAUCAUUGGGAAGAGUGGAGUGAACUCUAAGCAGAUUUGUAGGCAGACAGGGGCAAAGCUGGCUAUCCGUGAUCAUGAAACAGAUCCAAAUCUCCGAAACAUCGAGUUAGAGGGCACGUUUGAACAAAUUUCACAGGCUAGUGCCAUGGUAAGGGAAUUGAUCAACAGCCUUGGUCCAGUAGGUGGCCCUGGAAGAACACAUGCAAAUCCUGGCGGCGCUGCUCCUCCAAGGAGCAACUACAAGACAAAGUUGUGUGAGAAUUUCGCCAAAGGGUCUUGCACUUUUGGAGACAGGUGUCACUUCGCCCAUGGUGCUGCUGAAUUGCAGAAAACAGGGGUCUGACUGUAAUAGUCUGCUUUACUUUUUGUAGAACCUAGCUCUUUGGCAGCACAGUUGUGUGACCCGUUGUGUUAUUCUCAAUUUUGAGUUCUGGUUAUGCGAUGCAACUUCAUGGGAGGAACUGAGUUUUAUUUAGUAGUCUGGCAGGGUUUUUGACACUUUAUCAAAGCAGAAGUUCUACUUACAGUAUUGCAUAUUUGUGUUAGAACAUAGAAGCUUAUUUCCUUUGAUUUCUUUUGCUCCAUUUGGUUUUUUUGAGCUGUUAGCUGUUUUGAUAUGGUAAAAAAGAAGCUGCCAAUAAUUUGAUUGGGCUGAAA
Molecule: messenger RNA, 1427 nt
Organism: Lycium ferocissimum
Lineage: Eukaryota; Viridiplantae; Streptophyta; Magnoliopsida; Solanales; Solanaceae
Product: zinc finger CCCH domain-containing protein 14-like
Molecular function (GO): mRNA binding; metal ion binding
Source: RefSeq, a predicted model, not a curated record